Rotaria sordida is the source of this 1218-nucleotide messenger RNA. The record is from the annotation of a GenBank genome assembly. Lineage: Eukaryota; Metazoa; Rotifera; Eurotatoria; Philodinida; Philodinidae.
AUGACAAAUAAUAUAAAUGAUUCUUCAUUUAUAUCUCGAGAUUAUUUGAAUGUUAAUGUGGGAAAACGAGUAAGAAUGGAAUGUGAAUUAAAUAAUUCAAUAAUAAAUGGGAAUAGAAAAGGUUUAUGGUUACGUUUAGAAGAUGCUGAAGUAUAUUUUUAUUCAAGAAUUCGUAUUAAUUCUGAUGAACGUUUUCAUAUAGAAGAAGGAAAAAUAUUUCAUAUGAUAAAUAAUACAUCAUCAUAUUAUAUAAUAACAUAUUCAUUGAUUAUUGAUGAUGUACAGUUAUCUGAUAGUGGAACAUAUUCAUGUCAACAAGAUAAUAAUAUUAUUAAAUUAUUUAUAUUAAAUAUUGUUGAACGACCUUAUUUUAUAACACAUGAAUAUUCAACAAUAUUACGAACACAAGUUGGAAAAAAUAUUUCGAUUAUUUGUGAAGCACAAGGAAAACCAAAACCAUAUAUUAACUGGAUUAAAAAAAUGAAUGAAAAUAAACAAAAAAUGAUGAUUAAUUGUUCAAUAACAUCUAAUAUUUGUCAAUUAAAUCUUGUUAAUGUAAAUCGUUAUCAUAAUGGAAUAUAUGAAUGUGUUGCUACAAAUAUUCUUGGAACAAUUGGACGAUUUUAUGAAAUUGAUGUACAAUUUCCACCAAAUGUUUCUAUAUUAAGAGAAAAAUCUUCUUAUUUAAUUGGUGAUACUCUUCUAUUAGAAUGUUUUAUUGAUACUAAUCCAGAAUCAGAUAUACAAUGGUUACAUAGAUAUACUCAGGAUAUAAAUAAAGAUAUUGAUUUAUCUAGACUAUUUUAUAAAGAAUAUUUUGAUAAUAAUCAUUAUAAAAUAGAUAAUGAUAUUUGGUACAUUAAACAAGAACAGUUAAAUGCAACCAGAUGGAAAACAACUCUUUUUAUUAAACGUAUUCCAAGACGUUUAUUUAAUACAACAUUUAUUUGUCGUGCAAUAAAUUCUCAUGGUGAAAAUGAAGAAAUGAUAAAAAUUAUUGAAAAAGAUGAUUUAUCAAAAGAUAAUUAUCAUCGAAUAUCAAUAAAACCAAUUAUUUCUAGAUCUAAUUUAUCAUUUUAUCCAAAUGAAAGAUCUUUAUCAAAUACAACACAAAUAUUAGAAAUGACAAAUUAUAUUAAUAAUCAAUCAAAAAAUAAUUUUAACAUAUUUAUAUUAUUUAUUUAUUUGAGUAUUAUAUUCAUUUCUAUCAUUAUUUAA